This is a messenger RNA of Uloborus diversus, 459 nucleotides long. RefSeq lists its product as uncharacterized. Gene Ontology annotation, biological process: DNA transposition; DNA integration. The record is from RefSeq and is a predicted model, not a curated record. The transcript has a single exon. Bases 1 to 459 code for a protein of 152 amino acids. NCBI's taxonomy places the organism in Eukaryota, Metazoa, Arthropoda, Arachnida, Araneae, Uloboridae. Gene Ontology annotation, molecular function: DNA binding.
AUGGGAAAGGGUAACAAUAUUAGCGAAUUUGAUCCAGGGCAGAUUGUGAUGGCCCGAAGACUCGAAACGAGUAUCUCAGAAACUACAAAACUGGUAGGUUGUUCACGAUCGGUCGUUGUUAGUACUUAUGCAAAGUGGAAAAAGACGGUGAAAACCAACAGUAGGCGUAAAAAUGUUGGACGGCCACUCGUCAUCAAAGAUACGGGACGUUGGAAACUAGGCCGCUUGGUAAAGCAAAAUCGGAGGCAGACAGUUGAUCAACUAACAGAUCAAUACAAUGCAGGUGCGAGUGGAAGUGUUUCCGAACACACAGUUCAGCGGACACUGUUGGAUAUGGGACUGCGCAGCAGACGUCCCACUCGUGUGCCUCUAUUGACCAAUCAUCAUCGCCAACUACACCUACAGUGGGCCCGAGAACACCGAUACUUGUCCUUGGAUGACUGGAAGAGAGUUGUCUGA